CAGGGGAGAAGGAGUGUCCACACAGCAGAGGAGGAGGGGAGCUUACACAGCAGAGGAAUAGCAGAGAAGGAGGAGGGGAGCCGCCGACGGCAGAGUGCACAUAACAGAGCAGAAGGAGUGCCCGCACAGCAGAGAAGGAGGGGAGUUGCAGACAGCAGAGGAAGGGUUGAGGCACACAGCAGAGGAGUAGCAGAGCGCACAUAACGGAGGAGGAGGAGAGUGGCACACAGCAGAGCACACAUGACAGAGAGGUAGCAGAGCACGCAACAGAGCAGGAGCGGAGCAGCAUCUAAUAGGAGUGUAGAAGGACACACAAUUAGGGAGAAUCAGAGACACAGAGGACACAUUAUUAAUAGAACAGAAGAGAGGAGGAGCGGAGCUGCACACAACAGAGGGGAGGAGCAGCAGGCAGAGAUAACAGAGGAGGAGCAGAGCAGCACAUAACAGAGGAGGAGCGGUGCAGUACAUAUCAGAGGAGGAGCGGUGCCACAGGCCUAGGUUAGGACCAGAAUCUCACAGGUGCAGAGUGUACAGCCCUCAGGUGAAUGCAAAAAGACUGAAGAAAAACUGCAAAGCACCUAAGACAUCAAAGCCAUUAGAAGAGCAGCACAAGGAGCAACAUAACAAAAUGUGAAAAAAGUCAAAGGGUCUGAAGGCUUUCGGAACGCCCUGUAGAUAACCCAUUGUGUGCCGCUGCAGGACACCCCUGGACUCUCCUCCGUAGUUAAGAGGACGAGGUUGCAGGAUGGCGCCACUCUCCCUGGUCACGGAGCAGCAGAUUUUGCUUAGUUAAACAUUCACUAAACGACCAGUGACCUUCAGAGCAGAAACUCGCUCAGGUCUUUUAGUAUUACGUUUAUAUCUGUUCCUGGGAAAGCUGGGUGACAACCACAAUGGCUUCUGUUACGGUCCUCACGCACGUCUACAAGAACCAGAGAGGAAUUUCGUGUGACUCCACUAUGUUAAUGGAAAUAUCAUCAUCUGGAUUUGGAGAUCUCGCCAUGAAGGUUCUACAUAUUGAAUCUUCCUCCCAACAUGAAACCAUGGAGUUUGCUCGAAAGAACGCAGCCAACUUCCUAUCUCUGGCAAAUUUACUCAUGGGUCUCUUGUCCGUACUCUGCACUCUGAAUGGGAUGUGGCAGUGCUCCGCUUGGCUGCUCCUGUUUGGCUUCAUGUUGGAUCUGGCUGACGGAGCUGUGGCUCGGCAACUCAACACCUGCUCAGCUCUAGGGGCCAAACUGGAUGACUUUGCUGACUUCACCUCAUUUGGGUUAGCCACGGCUUUACUGCUCCACACCAGUGGCUUCUUGGAUGCUCUUCUGGUCGUCGUCUAUGUCCUGGCUGUUUUCACUCGUCUUUGUUUUUACUCCAGUGGGAUCCCCUUCAUGUACAGAGGACUCCCCUGUACUUAUGCAUCCGCCAUCUUGGCAUGUGCCUCAUUACUGACAGGAAACCAUACAGUUCUCCUGCGAAUGAUAGCUGUCAUUAUGAUCUUCUUCAUGAUUGACCAAGGAAUCUACCCACAUGACAAGAUCCUGGAGUCACAGCUUUGGAAGAAGAUGGUCUUCGCAGGGGGUGUCAUCGCCAUGCUCUGUUCCUUCUCCCCCCUGGCGUGUUUAUACCAUUUGGUUUGGUCUCUAUCCUACAUUCUCUUCCCAGAAGCCCUGUGGAGCUUCAAGGUGUGACGUCCGGGUGGCAGAGUCCGUGCUGUCCGAUAACCGCGUGUGUUACAGCGCGGGCAGCACUGUGGUGUGAUAAGCAGUAUUAUGUAAUGGAGGACGGCGGUAUGGUGAUACUAUCGUAGGUCUCGGGGUGGGUGAUAUUGUGUCAUUUAAGGUCAUUGCCAGUGUCUGGGGCUUGGAUCAUCUUAGAAUAACGAGCAUCAUUUACUGUGGUCGCCAUCUUAGUCCUCGGCUCCUGCCUUUACCAUCCCUGAGACCAUCACAUACCUAGUCAACCCGUGCAUCUGGCACCAGCUCGGCCAUGCAGUGAAGGGGUGAAAUUUUGCUGUAUAUAGAUUGUACAGAUGUGAUAUAUUCUGAGUCAUUGAGAUACAAUAAAUACCGUUUGAUCUGUA
This is a messenger RNA of Bufo bufo (common toad), 2077 nucleotides long. It is a transcript of the gene TMEM269, whose product is annotated as transmembrane protein 269. Gene Ontology annotation, cellular component: membrane. The record is from RefSeq and is a predicted model, not a curated record. Gene Ontology annotation, molecular function: phosphotransferase activity, for other substituted phosphate groups. The transcript has 8 exons. Lineage: Eukaryota; Metazoa; Chordata; Amphibia; Anura; Bufonidae. Gene Ontology annotation, biological process: phospholipid biosynthetic process. Bases 894 to 1685 code for a protein of 263 amino acids.